CCUGAGUCUCUUCACCAGGCCGAGUUCUCGAGGCAUAAGUUCGAGACGACGACCUACCUGGCCAUUACCUUCUGCGACCAUUGCGGCUCCAUGCUACACGGGCUCACUCAGCAGGGCCUCAAGUGCACAGCAUGUGAUAUGAACGUACAUAAAAGAUGCAAAGAGAGCGUUCCGAACCUUUGUGGCUGCGACCACACCGAGAGAAGAGGAAGGAUAGAGUUGAAAAUCAGUUGCAUAAGCAACAAGUUGGACGUAGACAUUCGUCAAGGGAAAAAUUUGAUUCCAAUGGAUCCCAAUGGUCUUUCGGACCCCUAUGUCAAACUCAAACUUAUACCCGAUGCAGAUAAUGUCAAGAAGAAAACCAAAACCAUCCGCUCUUGUCUCAAUCCCGUUUGGAAUGAAACUAUAUCCUUUGAACUUAAGGCGGAAGAUAAAGACAGGAGGCUUUUGAUAGAAGUUUGGGAUUGGGAUCGGACUUCUCGAAAUGACUUCAUGGGUUCGCUGUCGUUCGGGAUUUCGGAGCUAAUUAAAGCUCCAGUUGAAGGCUGGUUCAAGCUCCUCACGCAGGAAGAAGGCGAGUUCUACAACGUACCUGUUCCAGAGGAAGGGGCCGACUUAGCUCAGUUGAAAUCGCAAAUGCGUACUUCCAUCACGAAAAAAGCUCCAGUAAUGACCGAUAAAGAUGUCCCUCACAACAUGUCCAAGAAAGACGUUAUUAGAGCUUCCGACUUCAAUUUCCUCAUGGUCCUGGGAAAAGGAAGUUUUGGAAAAGUUAUGUUAGCUGAAAGGAAAGGAACGGAUGAACUUUAUGCCAUUAAAAUUUUGAAAAAAGACAUUAUAAUCCAAGAUGAUGAUGUUGAAUGUACAAUGGUAGAAAAAAGAGUCCUUGCGCUUUCUCAGAAACCUCCUUUUUUAGUACAAUUACAUUCCUGUUUCCAAACUAUGGACCGUUUGUAUUUUGUAAUGGAAUACGUAAACGGGGGUGAUCUUAUGUUCCAAAUACAACAGUGUGGAAAGUUUAAGGAGCCAGUUGCUGUGUUCUACUCCGCCGAAAUAGCUAUAGGUUUAUUUUAUUUGCAUGUUAGAGGAAUAAUUUAUAGGGAUCUCAAAUUAGAUAAUGUACUUCUAGACCAGGAUGGGCAUAUAAAGAUUGCUGAUUUUGGUAUGUGUAAAGAAGGUAUAAGCGGAGAUAAAACAACCAAGACGUUCUGUGGUACUCCAGAUUAUAUCGCACCCGAGAUUAUUUUGUAUCAGCCUUAUGGAAAAUCUGUCGAUUGGUGGGCGUAUGGUGUACUUUUAUACGAAAUGUUAGUCGGGCAGCCUCCUUUCGACGGAGAAGAUGAAGAAGAACUUUUCGCCGCCAUUACUGACCACAGUGUUAGCUAUCCAAAAGGUCUCUCCAAGGAAUCAAAAGAAGCCUGCAAAGGGUUUUUAACCAAGAAUCCUACUAAGAGAUUGGGCUGCGGACUGAGGGGAGAAGAAGAUGUGCGUGGUCAUUCUUUCUUCAGGAGAAUAGAUUGGGAAAGGAUCGAAAACAGAGAAGUCCAGCCACCAUUUAAACCUAAAAUAAAACAUCGGAAAGAUGUAAGCAAUUUUGAUAAACAAUUCACAUCAGAGAAGACUGAUCUAACUCCAACCGACAAGCUGUUCAUGAUGAAUUUAGACCAGACGGAGUUCAUGGGUUUUUCAUAUCUCAAUCCGGAAUUCAUUCAGCAUGUUUAG
Messenger RNA from Nezara viridula (southern green stink bug), 1722 nucleotides. NCBI's taxonomy places the organism in Eukaryota, Metazoa, Arthropoda, Insecta, Hemiptera, Pentatomidae. The record is from the annotation of a GenBank genome assembly.